AGAGGCCCUGCCUAGAGGAGAACUGAAACUUAGGGUGGGGACUGUAGGAAGGGGCGGAGAGAUCAGGACGCUGCCUGGACGGCUGCUGAGCCGAGGGCUGCUGCAUCCUGGGACAGUCAGCGAGCCGCGCAGGAUGGCAUCAGGCAGGGCACGCUGCACCCGAAAGCUGCGGAACUGGGUGGUGGAGCAAGUGGAGAGCGGGCAGUUCCCCGGGGUGUGCUGGGACGAUGCAGCCAAGACCAUGUUCCGGAUCCCCUGGAAGCACGCGGGCAAGCAGGACUUCCGGGAGGACCAGGAUGCCGCCUUCUUCAAGGCCUGGGCGAUAUUUAAGGGGAAGUACAAGGAGGGGGACACGGAAGGCCCUGCUAUCUGGAAGACUCGUCUGCGCUGUGCCCUCAACAAGAGUCCUGAAUUUGAGGAGGUUCCUGAGAAUGGCCAUAGGGACGGAGCUGAGCCCUACAAGGUGUAUCGGCUGCUUCCGCCGUCAGGGACCCUCCCCGCCCAGCUGGGGACCCAGAAAUCACCAUCAAAGCGACGUCACAAUUCUGUGUCCUCUGAGAAGGAGGAUGAGGGUACCACAAAGAACGGCAAGCUCAGUUCCUCCUUGCUUGAGGACCCCCUCAGAAAUGAGGAGGUGGGGGCCAAUGGGGCAGCAGGCCAUUCAAACUUUGGGAGCGGCGGCGGCAGCAGCCCUGAGCCUCAGGAAGGGACAGACACAACUGAAGCCCCUUUCCAAGGAGAUCAGGUGUCACUGGAGUUUCUGCCCCCUCCAGACUCAGACUACUCGCUGCUGCUCACCUUCAUCUACGGCGGGCGUGUGGUGGGUGAAGCCCAGGUGCAGAGCCUGGACUGCCGCCUCGUGGCCGAGCCCUCGGGCUCCCAGUGCGGAAUGGAGCAGGUGGUCUUUCCCAAGCCUGACCCACGAGAGCCCACCCAACGCCUGCUGAGCCAGAUCGAGAGGGGCGUCCUGGUAGCCAGCAACUCCCGGGGCCUCUUCGUGCAGCGCCUCUGCCCCAUCCCCGUCUCCUGGAAUGCGCCCCAGGCACCACCCGGUCCCGGCCCGCAUCUGCUGCCCAGCAAUGAGUGCGUGGAGCUCUUCAGAACCAACUACUUCUGCAGAGACUUGGCCAGGUACUUCCAGGGCCUGGGCCCCCCACCCAAGUUCCAGGUGACACUGAAUUUCUGGGAGGAGAGCCCCAGCCCCAACCAUACCCCAAAGAGUCUUAUCACAGUGCAGAUGGAGCAGGCCUUUGCCCGACAUUUAUUGGAGGAGACUCCAGAGGAGCAGUCAGCCACUCUGUCCCUGCUGCAGAGCCUGGGGGACCCACUUCCUCCUCUCCUCUCUGUUCCUCCUAUCUCCUUUGAAAGAGACUCAUUCUCCACACUGUUGACCUGCCUCCCUCGGUGAUCAUUCUCAGUGGUUGUCUCUGAUGGUUCUGUCCUUGAACUGACGAUACACCUGGCUGGCAGAGAACUCAGGGGUGAUUUUUAUCCACCCCACCACCUUUUUGUUUUGUUUUGUUUUUUUGAGAUAUGCCUUCUUUCAUCUCUGAGGAACCGACCUGGGAAAGUACAAAUGGUGUGAACUCAGGGGACCUUUCCUCUUCCCCCACCCCUAAAGCCAAGCACUUUAUAUUUUCUUCUUAGAUGUUCACUAGGGAUUUAAAAUAAAACUUUAUUGAAAGAGGA
This is a messenger RNA of Mirounga angustirostris (Northern elephant seal), 1689 nucleotides long. It is a transcript of the gene IRF9, whose product is annotated as interferon regulatory factor 9. The record is from RefSeq and is a predicted model, not a curated record. Gene Ontology annotation, molecular function: DNA-binding transcription factor activity, RNA polymerase II-specific; protein binding; RNA polymerase II cis-regulatory region sequence-specific DNA binding. Gene Ontology annotation, biological process: regulation of transcription by RNA polymerase II; immune system process. NCBI's taxonomy places the organism in Eukaryota, Metazoa, Chordata, Mammalia, Carnivora, Phocidae. Gene Ontology annotation, cellular component: nucleus.